CAGGAAUGUUGGAAAUCUAGUUAGUUUAAUAUCAGUGCGCGGAACAUUAACUUUACAAAACUUGUUGGUUGAAUUUAUUAAAUAAAUAAGUAUACAACAUUUGUAUUAAUUUAAAAUCUACUUAAUUCUACUCAAAAACAACAAAAAUCAAAAUGCCAGCAGAUCCGACCGAAGAAGCACCUCCCCAGGUUCCCAAGACGGAACUGGAUGAACUGCAGAUAAAAGCUCAGGGAGUGGCUGAUGAAUCCUUGGAAAGCACUCGGCGAAUGCUUAAUCUCUGUGAAGAGAGCAAGGAGGCAGGAAUACGUACACUUGUAGCCCUUGAUGAUCAAGGAGAACAACUUGACCGAAUCGAAGAGGGAAUGGAUCAAAUUAAUGCAGACAUGAGAGAAGCGGAAAAAAACUUAAGUGGCAUGGAAAAAUGUUGCGGCAUUUGUGUUUUACCCUGCAAUAAAAGUCAAUCUUUCAAAGAAGACGAUGGAACAUGGAAAGGAAAUGAUGACGGAAAAGUGGUUAAUAAUCAGCCACAAAGAGUAAUGGAUGACAGAAAUGGAAUGAUGGCUCAAGCUGGAUACAUUGGCAGAAUUACAAAUGAUGCACGAGAAGAUGAAAUGGAGGAUAAUAUGGGACAAGUUAACACCAUGGUAGGCAACCUCCGCAAUAUGGCAUUAGAUAUGGGAUCAGAGCUCGAAAAUCAGAACCGUCAAGUAGACAGAAUUAAUCGCAAGGGCGAAUCAAAUGAAGCAAGAAUAGCAGUAGCAAACCAAAGAGCCCACCAGCUUUUAAAGUAAAUUGAUGUCAAGAUAAUAAAAUGUACAUACACACAUUUUUGUAAAUGAUAUUUCGAUUUUUUAUUUUUAUUAAAUAUUUCAAAAUUUCGUGUAACUUCUUAGUGCUCCAGCAGUAGUAAUUAACAUAAUCGUAUUAAUAAUUUUUAUUGUAUAAUAAUAUUUUGUAAUACCUAAAUGCAGCCAUGUUAAACAAAUUAAUUAUGAAUUACAUUUACACUCUGAAAUGCUCAAAUUCGUAUGCACUCACUCGAUAAUGCUUUAUAUAUAAAUAUG
This is a messenger RNA of Drosophila innubila, 1064 nucleotides long. It is a transcript of the gene Snap25, whose product is annotated as synaptosomal-associated protein 25. The coding region runs from base 153 to 791 and encodes 212 amino acids. Lineage: Eukaryota; Metazoa; Arthropoda; Insecta; Diptera; Drosophilidae. Gene Ontology annotation, biological process: synaptic vesicle priming; synaptic vesicle fusion to presynaptic active zone membrane; exocytosis. Gene Ontology annotation, molecular function: SNAP receptor activity; syntaxin binding. The record is from RefSeq and is a predicted model, not a curated record. The transcript is spliced from 8 exons. Gene Ontology annotation, cellular component: plasma membrane; SNARE complex.